AUGGAUGCGACUGAUGGCAUUAAGAAGCCAUCUUUGACAAUGACAUUAACAGAAUUGGUGCCAGAAGCGAUGAUUUUCCUUAAGCUACCUCCAGUUCUCCAGGCUCGCCUAAUUGUCAACCUUGCCCUCCCGUCAAGGCCGUUCAGCAAAAAACCGGUACCUUCUGGUGGGACCGAGGCAUCCAGCGUCGACCGCAUCAAAACAACCGCUGUUAGAAUAUCAUCAAAGAGCCUUUCGAAUUAAAGAUAAUAUCAUUAAUAGUCAAUUACAACUAUGAAAUGAUCUUUUAUAUGCACAAGGAAUUCAAAAUAAUUAAUAAUUUUCAGGAAAUAUUUAAAAGUCC
This is a messenger RNA of Nezara viridula (southern green stink bug), 343 nucleotides long. The record is from the annotation of a GenBank genome assembly. NCBI's taxonomy places the organism in Eukaryota, Metazoa, Arthropoda, Insecta, Hemiptera, Pentatomidae.